UCGUCACUCCGGCGUCGGUGUGGCAGGCGUCGCGCUGUGUUCGGCACGCGGUCCCACAUCUCGGGGUUUCCAUAGUACGGAAGGUCAGCGCCAAAAAUCGCUUGCCGCCGAUGUCGUAAAAACUGCGCCGCUGCAUUUGCGACGCACCCAGCCAUCGUGAACGGGCCUCGCCUCGACGACGUGCCUGCUGCGUGAACCAACACCCGCCGUAGUGCGCUCGUCAAGAACGACCGGCCGUCAACCCAUCGUCAGAGGCGAAAACGUCCCACGGGCUAACCUCGAAGAAAUCGUGACAGGAUGGCCGUGGCAGCGGUGUCUUGGGAACUUUACGAAAUGUUCGAAGCCUUCCUGCGGGCUCCCGCAUAUCACCUGGCGCUGGAAGCUCUCUUGUUCGUGUGGGUCCUCUGGUUGCUGCUGCGUAAAAGCGCGCCCGCCGACGCCGGUAAAUCGAAACUCACCGAAAAGGAAAAGGAGGAGCUCAUUGCUGAAUGGCGGCCGGAGCCACUCGUAUCAAGCACCCCACCAAGCGACUACGUAGUCAAUCCGAGGAUAAUCUCCAGCAAAGUUGGCCGGACUGUGGUGGUGGAUGGUCGGUCGUGCCUGAACCUGGCCAGUCACAACUACCUGGGCCUGACUGAGCUAGAGGGCACCCAGGAGGCUGCCAUCGGUGGCCUACGGCGCUACGGUGUUGGUUCGUGCGGGCCCCGGGGCUUCUUUGGCACUGUUGACAUUCACCUGGAGCUGGAGAGCCGCUUGGCCGAGUUCAUGGGCGUCGAGGAAGCGUGCCUCUACUCGUACGGUUUUUCGACCAUCUCGAGUGCCAUCCCAUCGUACGCAAAGCAGGGGGACGUCAUAUUUGCGGACGAGGAGGUGAACUAUGCCAUCCAGAUGGGCCUGCUGGCGUCACGCAGCAAGAUCUACUACUUCCAACACAACGACAUGGGCGACCUGGAGCGUCUCCUUCUAGAGCAGCAGGAGCGGGACAUGGCCGACCCCAAGAAGGCGAGUGUCACACGUCGAUUCAUCGUUGUCGAGGGCAUCUAUGCCAGCACAGGCGACAUCUGCCCUCUGCCGGAGCUGGUCAAGCUGCGGAGGCGCUUUGAGCUGCGGCUUUUCCUCGAUGAGACUUGCUCGUUUGCUGUGCUAGGUCGUACGGGGCGUGGCCUGCGCGAGCACUUUGACAUUCCUAGCAACGAGAUUGACCUGAUGUGCGCAACCCUUGAGCAUGCUGUGGGCUCGUACGGGGGCUUCUGCUGCGGCACUAGCUUUGUCGUCGAUCAUCAGCGUCUGUCUGGUCUGGGCUACUGCUUCUCAGCAUCUCUGCCACCCCUGCAAGCAUCUGUGUCUCUACAGGCUAUCAAUCACCUGGCGUCCCAUCCAGAGCUGUUGAGCCAGCUGAGGCAGAAUUGCCUACGAGUUCACGAAAAGCUGCAAAGGAUUGCACAGUUGCGUCUAGGUGGUGAUGCUGAGUCACCUGUCAAGCACCUGUACGUUGCUGGCAGCCGCUCGAAGAAGGAAUGUGCAAAGCUUCUCGACGAUAUUGUUCAUAAGGCAUGGGAGGCAGGUGUAGCGCUGACGCGCGCCCGGUACCUUGAAGACCGAGAGCACACCCCCAAAGAAGCGAGCAUCCGCAUCGCAGUUUCAGCCUCUCUGACCGAGGAGGACAUUGAGCGUGCCUGCAUCAUCAUUCGACAAGUGGCUGAAGCUGUGCUCGUGUGACCACAAAAGGGGCAGAAGUUUCUUUGUUUGCUCGGUUUUUGUUUUCAUCUUCAAGGUUUUCGUGUCCGCAUUUCGUACCAGACUGGCCAGCUCCCAACGCUGCUGCUGCUGUGGGACCCAGUUUACAGGUCCGGCAACUGGGAAUUUGAGGCACGUUUGAAGCUGCCGGGCAGGAGUGCCGGGCUCCAGCGCGGCAGCUUACUGAACGAAUUCUGUCAAGUGGACAUUGUGCAAUGUGUUUCGAGGACAGUUGCAAGACUGCUGUUCUUUUUUUUUUUUUGUUUAUCAUGUGACUGGCCAUACGGUUUGCUAAUUGCAGAACCUUGCUAGACGAGUGUUAUGGUGGGCUAAGAGAGCUUGGCUGUGAAGCCGCUGUUUCGUUGGGGGUGGAGUGUCGGAGCGAUUUAUUUUGACUGUGCUCCGCUGGAAUCACGGAGGGAGAAAUGUUUAGGAUAUGAAACUCUUAUUGGAAUGGGUAUCCGCUGGUGUCCAGGUAACGUCACAUAAAUUGGCGUUCUCUAAAUGUUUGGAAGGCCUUGAAAGUACAUCCACUGACCAGCUCGGUAAAAGUGGAGAGAAAGCACAAAUUGGAUAUUUCUCAAUGUCCUCAUUAGAGUUUCAUAAUGCUGUGUCGUGAGCGCUUUUUAUUCUUUUCAUUUCUUCAUUUUCUUUUUAAUCCCAAACUUCAUACGGAAAGUACCAAUGUUUUUGGCGUGCUGCAUAUGGCUGUCAUUUAACCUCAUCAGGAGUCAAUAUUUUUGGAAGAUGCUCUUCCAUUUAGGUCGCUUUUGAUGCGUUCAACGAUGGCUGGCAUUGCUUUUUCAACACAGACAGGUACUUGGCAUGUGUGCUGGUGCAAGCGUUCUCUGUUUUUUUUUUUUUCUGUUGUGCUUGUUGCUGGGCCUUGAGCUGCAACAAUUCCUUAAGGAGGAGCUUAUUACAUUGUUCUUAUGGUAACGCAUGGCGAUAUUUGUUUCAUAGAAAGUCAUUCAGAUGUCCCUUUGUAUGCUAGAAAUUCUACACAAGAACAAGAAAGCCUGGGCCAGCUUUUUUCUUGUUUUCUAUCCCAGGCCUUUCACUUCCCAUCAGUCUUAGAGUGCUUUCUGAUGGGGUUGCACAGUCUUUGCAUAUGUAAAUAGAGGCAUGAAAUGCAUGAACAUUUUUUGAUGACCCUAUCGCACCGACUCCAUGUAGGCGUUUUUUUUUUUUCGUUGCUGUUUGGGACGGUUGGCGUUGUAUUAAUGCCGACACUAUAGUCAAGUCAGCAUUGAACAUACAGUGAGAUGGUAGCUCUUGUUUGAGCAGGUCUCUAAAGCUCGUUGCCGGAAAACCGUUUUAUAAGACAUCGGUGCGAGUACGGACAUUACACUUCUCGACACAACAUUGGCACGGUCAGAAAUUCCUUGCAUGAUAUUAGUGUGGCUGUUUUACGGUACUCAAAGCAUCUAGAACACAUGGAUUUUGGGAAAAUCGGCACAACUGUUGUUAUCGUAGCAGUGUAAAUCGUACAAAGCUUUCCCAACUUUCCUUGCAACUAGCACUCAUAACUUAAUUGGCUCUGGCAUGUCAAUUCAAAUUUAGUAAUAGAAUGACGGCUUUAUCAGCCAAUUCAAUUAAUAUUGAUGCGUCACCUGUCGGACUCGUUGCUGUCGUGGCUUCAUGAUGACCUUAAGACGCAUUUGUUUCAAGUUACGUGCAGCACUGUAGCAGCUAUUGUUUAAGGAAGAUCUAGCAUGGUGUUGCUUCUCUAUCUCUGCACAUAAAUAUAAUAGGCGUAAAGGAAGACACAAGUAACUCUUUGGUAACCAUGGGACUUAUUGUUGUGGUUCUGUCUGCUUUUGUACUGUUAUGAUUAAUUCUCCCUAGUAGAGGGAAGCUCACAUCGCAGUGGUAUGUGUAAAGUCUUAGUUUAACCUUUUGAUGACUUUGGCUUUGUUAUAUUGGGUCGAAAGAAAGAAAAAAUGAAGUUGAACAGAACAGACUGGAAAAUUGCUGGGAUGAAAUCUUCAAGUACGAAAUACGGGUGUAUAAGGGACAUACAGUUGUAACAGGCAUCACAAGCGAAGAGGGUACAUGUGUAUGAGACAAGGUUUACUUCUGAAGAGGUACAACAGUGUCUUCGGGCUCUCAGUGCAGUAAUUAUAAUAAGGCUUCCUAACAACAACUGUUAUAAUGAAUUUCUGUUUCAGAUUCGGAGCACUUCCGGUAGCAGUGUUGUUGCUCCACGUUGAGCUAGUCUGUUCACUUAGAAAUUGAGAGUGCUCGGUGUAUGUUUUAUUGGUAGAUCUGGAGCAGCUUCCAGAUCCACUUCACAGGGCAGAUCUCUAUUUUGGGAAAAGCGGCGGAUUCAACUUGGAAGUUGCUAGUGUCCCAUGCAUGCACGGAGUGUGGAGUACCGUGUGAUCAUUGUAAUGCAAUGCCCAAGUGGGCCCUGUUCUCUCCAUGUGUGCUCAUGUUGGCAAAAAUGGCAUGAAACUCGAGUAAUGCUAGGACACUUUGAGAAGUGGAUGUAUGCUAGUGCCCCCUGCCAUUUGCUCUGGCAGGAGCACCUCUGUUCCAUUGGUAGAUUUAUUUCGAUUGGGCUCCGCUGGAAUCACGGAGAAAGAAAUGUUUAGGAUGUGAAACUCUUGUCAGAAUGGGCAUCCGCAGGUGUCCAGGUAACGUCGCAUAAAUGCAAAAAUAAUACUAUCUGGCGAUGACAUUUCAGUUGGCAACGCCUUGCAGUGCAAGGCCGCAACCACGAAAAAAAAAAAGAAAUGGAGACACUACCGGCUGAGUGCAGCCGAAAGUGUCUCCAUUCUCGCUCCAUGAUUGCGGUGGGACGCGAGCAAUUCGUGACCGGUUUGCUCGGAAGUCAAAAUGGCCGCAAUUCUCUUUUCUGCUGCAAGACGCUGCCAGCAUGAAUUGGCUUUCCAGAAAUGGGACAUUAUUUGGUCGCAGCACCUCUUCAAUGUUUCUUCCUCAGUAGCAAGAAUGGAGUACUCUAGCGUAGAGGUUAUUAGCCACUCAUAAUCUGUCAUUGGAAUUCACCGUUAGUCUAAGACAUUGCGUCUCUCUUGUCAAGUGUACUUUUGUCAUCUGUCUGUUUCAACUUUCCUUCCAUAUAAUAUUCCACAAUGUCGGGACACACUUGAUCAUCAGUUGUCUUAGGGGCUACAAUUCCUAGGCCAAGUGGUGGUCCACUCUUUCUCACUCUUGGCUUGUUCUUGCUAGGGACCAAAUUUUCUUGCUGACUUAGUUCAUUUGUUGCUUAAUACUUCUUUUUUGGUUAUUUUUCCAG
Rhipicephalus microplus (southern cattle tick) is the source of this 4999-nucleotide messenger RNA. RefSeq names its product serine palmitoyltransferase subunit I (gene Spt-I). Gene Ontology annotation, molecular function: pyridoxal phosphate binding; serine C-palmitoyltransferase activity. The record is from RefSeq and is a predicted model, not a curated record. Gene Ontology annotation, cellular component: endoplasmic reticulum. NCBI's taxonomy places the organism in Eukaryota, Metazoa, Arthropoda, Arachnida, Ixodida, Ixodidae. Gene Ontology annotation, biological process: sphingosine biosynthetic process; ceramide biosynthetic process.